AUGCCGACAUGCAACGGCUUCAAGCUCGAAGAGGCCACCAUUGAUGAACUUCAGGAUGCAUUGGAGAACGGCGUCUUCACAAGCGUGGAGCUUGCUCUUUGCUAUAUGCAAAGAAUACUGAUAACCGACACAUACCUUCACGCCAUAAUGCAGCUCAAUCCAGACGUCCUCCAAAUCGCCGCCCGCCUCGACGCCGAGCGUGCGGCCGGCCGGGUCCGUGGGCCCCUGCAUGGCAUCCCUUUUCUGGUCAAGGACAACAUCGCAACCAAGGACAAGAUGGAGACGACUGCGGGCAGCUACGCACUGCUGGGCUCCGUCGUGCCGCGCGAUGCGCAUGUCGUGCACCGUCUACGCGACGAAGGAGCGUUGCUGCUUGGCCACGCCACGCUGAGCGAGUGGGCCGACAUGCGCUCCAACUCGUACUCCGAAGGCUUCUCCGCCCGCGGCGACCAGUGCCGCAGCGCGUACAACCUCACCGUCAACCCCGGCGGGAGUAGUUCUGGCAGCGGUGUUGCGGUGGCAGCGAAUCUCGUGACUUUCGCUCUCGGAACGGAGACGGAUGGGAGUGUCGUGAACCCGGCGGAACGGAAUGCGCUGGUCGGUAUCAAGCCCACGGUCGGCUUGACGUCGAGAGACGGCGUUAUCCCGGAGUCCUCGCAUCAGGAUACUGUGGGGUGUCUGGCGCGGACAGUGCGUGAUGCGACGUACUGCCUCGACGGCAUCUACGGCUACGAUGCUCGCGAUAAUUACACUUCGGCGCAGCUCAACAAUUCGGAUGUGCCGAGCCGCCAGACUGGCUAUGCGUCUUUCCUUGCUAACAAGGAUGCUCUCAAAGGCGCCACCUUCGGUAUUCCGUGGCUGAGCUUCUGGCAGUGGGCCGACGAAGACAUGCAAGCGCAGCUGCUCGAGACUGUCGCGUUAAUGGAAGAAGCCGGCGCAACCGUCAUCAACGGCACCGAGCUGCUCAACUGGAAGACUAUUGUCAGCCCGGACGGUUGGAACUGGGACUACGGCACCACCCGCGGCUUCCCCAACGAAUCCGAAUACACCUACAUCAAAGUCGACUUCUACAACGACAUCGCCCGCUACCUCGCCGACCUCAACAACACCUCCAUCCGCACCCUCGACGACAUCGUCGCCUACAAUAACGCCAAUCCCGGCUCCGAAGGCGGCCUGCCCGGCGUCCACCCCGCCUUCGCCUCCGGCCAGGACGGCUUCCUGGCCUCGCUCGCCACGAAAGGCGAAAUGAACGAGACGUACUGGCAGGCGCUGCACUUCUGCCAAAAGGCGACGCGGGAGGAUGGGAUUGAUGCAGCGCUGGUGUGGAGGGGGGCGAAUGGAGAAGUGACGAAGCUGGAUGCGCUGCUUGCUCCGACGGAUGUCGCGCAGGCGCCGCAGAUUGCGGCACAGGCGGGGUAUCCGGUCGUGACGAUUCCGGCUGGUGUGAACAAGAUGUCAGGGAUGCCGUUUGGCUUGGCGUUUAUGGGGACGGCGUGGAGUGAAGGCUUGCUGGUGAGGUAUGCGAGUGCAGUGGAGGAUGCGCGGAGGGUGAAGGGGUGGGAGAGGCCGUUGCCUGAGUGGAGGGGGUGGAGGGUGAGGAAUGUGCCGGUGGAUAAUGCGUAG
Molecule: messenger RNA, 1623 nt
Organism: Lasiodiplodia theobromae
Lineage: Eukaryota; Fungi; Ascomycota; Dothideomycetes; Botryosphaeriales; Botryosphaeriaceae
Product: Amidase
Exons: 3
Coding region: 1-1623 (540 amino acids)
Source: RefSeq, a predicted model, not a curated record